GCUUCCAGUUCCUGUACGUGGAGAUAUUGUAGGAUUGGUCGGACCUCGCAGUAUUGGAAAAACUACUGCUCUCAAAAUCUUGGCCGGGGAACUCACACCCAAUCUCGGCCGCUUCAAUGAUCCUCCUCUUGAUUGGCUAACAAUUCGGACUCACUUGCAUGAUAAACAUCUUAGAAGAUUCUUGGCCCAGGUUGUAAACCAUAAACUCAAGGUCGUGUUUAAGCCCCAACAAGUCCCACAAGACUAUAUGGGGCUUGCUGUCUGGGAGAUUCUUCGUAAAGUCGACGACAGAAAAGAUUUAAGGGCUCUUAUACUUUGUUUUCUCGACUUGAAGACCCCGUCUGUGAAGUUCCACCGUUUAGAUAUAAGAGCGCAGCACAGGGUUACUCUCGCUGCAGCUCUCUUGCAGGACGCUGAUGUGUACAUAUUUGACGACAUAUCUAGUUUCCUUGAUAUGCGUCAGAGGUUCAUGGUUGCCCAACUCAUACGCUCUCUCAAAACCGCUAAAAGCUACGUGAUUGUUGUGGACAAUGACCUUAGUGUCAUCGACUAUGUUUCGGAUUACAUGUACAUUAUGUAUGGGGAACCUGAAGCAUAUGGUGUCUUUAGUGAGCAGUACUUUGAUGUCGAAACAGGAAUUGAAUAUUACUUGCGUGGGUUUGAUCCCAUAGAAGACAACCUUAUCAGGGUGACCCCCUCAUCUUCGAGAGGGUAA
Raphanus sativus (radish) is the source of this 715-nucleotide messenger RNA. Its product is annotated as ABC transporter E family member 1-like. The record is from RefSeq and is a predicted model, not a curated record. Gene Ontology annotation, molecular function: ribosomal small subunit binding; ATP binding; iron ion binding. Gene Ontology annotation, biological process: ribosomal subunit export from nucleus; translational initiation; translational termination. The transcript is spliced from 3 exons. Lineage: Eukaryota; Viridiplantae; Streptophyta; Magnoliopsida; Brassicales; Brassicaceae. The annotation marks the transcript as partial.